Molecule: messenger RNA, 573 nt
Organism: Didymodactylos carnosus
Lineage: Eukaryota; Metazoa; Rotifera; Eurotatoria; Philodinida; Philodinidae
Source: the annotation of a GenBank genome assembly
AUGUAUUUGAGUCCCUCGACGUCUCUUCAUGUAAAGUACUAUGGUGUGAUUGGUGAUCGUCCAGCGUUAACGUUAAUUUUAAAUUUUAUUGAACACACUGGUUAUUAUUGCUGCAAUUUUUGUUUUAUACAAGGUUUCAUUAUCCCUGGACGCAACAAACAGCAAUAUUCAUAUAGGAAACCGUUGGUUCUCCGUGAUUCGAAUACAUUUAAAUUAAACUCAUUAGAAGCCAAUAUUCAAAAGAAAAAUGUAUUUGGACACCUAGGGAUAAGUAUUUUGGAAAUUAUUCUGUAUGUUCCACUACCACAAUCAAUUCUAGUCAAUUAUCAGCAUGCAAUAUUACUACGUCAUUUUCGUGACGCCGUAAAACAAAUAAGUGCCAUGUUAAUACCAGCUAAAAUGCGCGGUACUGAAGAUUUUUUAUAUAUCAAGACACCAGAAUUACGUAAUUUGUUGUUAUACGGAUUUUUACCACGUUUUUAUUCAGUCAUAGAAAUUAAUCGAGCAGCACACAUGGCUUUAUUUAUCUGUGGCAUUCGUAUAAUUCAUAGUCAUGCUAUAUUUGGAAAAUGA